Clarias gariepinus (North African catfish) is the source of this 1217-nucleotide messenger RNA. It is a transcript of the gene tmem50a, whose product is annotated as transmembrane protein 50A. The record is from RefSeq and is a predicted model, not a curated record. Gene Ontology annotation, biological process: late endosome to vacuole transport via multivesicular body sorting pathway; protein targeting to vacuole. The transcript is spliced from 7 exons. Bases 108 to 590 code for a protein of 160 amino acids. NCBI's taxonomy places the organism in Eukaryota, Metazoa, Chordata, Actinopteri, Siluriformes, Clariidae.
GGCCAAAGUGGCGCCUGUCUGCGCAUGCGCAUUACUGAGCCUCUGAGGGUGAAGAGGAAGAAUUGUUCGGUUGUGGACUUACAGACGAUAACAACAACACAAGGAAGAUGUCAGGAUUCCUGGAUGGUAUCAGAUGUGGUGAUUGUGAAUGCAACAUCGAUUGGGCAGAAAAAAGAAACACCAUCGCUUCAAUAGCAGCUGGAGUCUUGUUUUUUACAGGAUGGUGGAUCAUAAUCGACGCAGCCAUAAUGUACCCCAAAGAGGAGGAGUUUCAUCACGCGUACCACACCUGCGGAGUCAUCGCCACUAUAGCGUUCCUCAUGAUCAACGCGGUGUCAAACGGCCAGGUGCGAGGUGACAGCUACAGCGAAGGCUGCAUGGGACAGACAGGUGCGAGAGUGUGGCUGUUCAUCGGCUUCAUGCUGGCCUUCGGCUCUCUCAUUGCUUCCAUGUGGAUUCUUUUCGGAGGUUUUGUGGUGCCUGCGAAGCCAGCAGUGUACCCUGGGAUUGCAGUUUUCUUCCAGAAUGCCUUUAUCUUCUUUGGGGGUCUGGUGUUCAAAUUUGGACGCACAGAGGACCUGUGGCAGUGAAAUCCCUCUUCUCAUGACCAUCAUACAUCCCAAGUCUGUCUGUACUGUUUCUCUUCUCUCUUUAAUUUUUUUUUUCUCUUUUAUAUUUACACACCGCCACCCCACCCCACCCCCACCUUUCCCUGUGCGACUACCAGACAUGUGUCUAGACCAACAGUGAGGAGUUGCUGCUGUACAAACCAAGCGUGACACAUCUACUGUAACCGCAGAAUUUAGGAAGUACUUCAGCUGGACAGAGAGAGAGAGAGAGAGACAGGAAACACUGAUGUAGCAGAUGUGUCCGUUUCAUGACACGCUGCAGUCCUGUUACUCACGUUGCACUGUUCUUUUACCUCAUUUUUAGCUUUAGUUUUUCCUUCAGAUGUGUUUCAACUCUUAUUCACGGUUAGUGUCUGUGUGGAUGUGUGUGAAACAGCCUGGGAAAAUCUUUCAAACUGGUCAGAUUUAGACACUUUACUAUGGCGCUAUAUCUACUUUUUUUGUUUUCCUGAACAUGUGGCAUACAUAUCUUGCUUUUAAAGCAAGAUUUAAAGAUCCCCAGUGAAAACUGCUUAACCUUCUUCAACAUUUAUAAGCUACUGAUGAAUCUGUAAAAGUAAAAAAAAAAAAAAAAAAACCUAAUUCUUA